Messenger RNA from Cololabis saira (Pacific saury), 2421 nucleotides. RefSeq names its product AFG2 AAA ATPase homolog B (gene afg2b). Gene Ontology annotation, molecular function: ATP hydrolysis activity; ATP binding. The record is from RefSeq and is a predicted model, not a curated record. Lineage: Eukaryota; Metazoa; Chordata; Actinopteri; Beloniformes; Belonidae. The coding region runs from base 107 to 2350 and encodes 747 amino acids. The transcript is spliced from 11 exons.
AUGAAGCCGCUAUGAUCGACAUUGAUCAGUUUUAACUGCCGUGGAUCAGUGGCGACCAUUUUCACCUUAGUUAAUGCCGUAUACGACUAACAGCAGCUGAUGGACGAUGGCGUCUCUGAGACUGGUGUCCGCCGAGCCCUCAGACAGAGGCUCCCAGAGAUGCAGGCUGGGCCCCGGCCUGAUGUCAGCGCUGGGCCUGAGGCUGGGCUCCCCGGUGCUGGUGUGUGUGUCCGGGGGAAGCUGCCUGUGCACCGCCUGGCCCCGGCACGACCUGGUGGAGGGGUUUCUGCAGAUGGACCUGAAAUGUUUCACGCCAAAUUUGAUGUUUUCUCGCCCCACACAUUUGAGCGUGGAGCUGGAUCACCUCACGCCUGUUCCCUGCCCCAAACUUAAAGGCGUUAAAAUAACUGUUGUAGUCCAGAGUAUAGAUUUUAAGAAACACACACACCCUCGGGUUGUUCACGAGCUUGUGAAGGACCUGCUGAAAGGUGUUUGUGUCCACAAGGGAUAUGUUAUAAACCUGGAGGAUUACGGUAUAGAAAUCAAAUAUGUUGUUAUAGACAGUGUCAAUCCAGAGUCCACCAGUGCUGGAGUCAUCACCUCAAAGACUGGUGUGGAGAUAGCUGGCGUUCAGAUGGUCCGACAUUACAAAAGUCAACUACAGGACCAGGACACAGUCCCACUGGGAGGACUAGAGGAGGUGAGUGCAUCCCUGAGAGAGAUGCUGCAGCUGCCACUGCUCUAUCCAAACACCCUCAGCUCCCUGGGAGUGUCCUGUCCCCGAGGCGUGCUCCUGGUGGGGCCUCCCGGAGUGGGGAAGACCGCGUUGGUCCGUAAGGUGGUUCGAGAGGUUGGAGCCAGCAUGGUGGUCGUCAGAGGGCCAGAGGUGGUCGGAACACGGCCGGGUGAGAGUGAGGAGACGUUACGAGCGGUCUUUGAACGGGCUCGGUCUGCAGCAGAAGAGGGUCCCUGCGUGUUGUUCUUGGACGAGCUGGAUUCCCUGUUUCCCAGGAGAACUGGCUCAUCUGCACCGGAGAACCGGCUGGUGGCUCAGCUUCUCACACUGAUGGACGGGAUGGACCAGUCGGACCACUUCCUCAUCGCCGGAGCCACCAACAGGCCGGACAGCUUAGACCCGGCACUGCGGAGACCUGGAAGAUUUGACAGAGAGGUCAUCAUCGGCGCUCCCACCUUGCCGCAGAGAAAAGCCAUCUUGUCCGUUCUGUGUGAGAAGAUGCCUGUGUGUCCCGACGUGAACAUGGCUGACCUCGCCCAAAGAACUACCGGAUACGUAGGAGCAGAUCUCAGUGCUCUUUGCAGGGAAGCUGCCAUGCAAGCUGCACGAGAAAAUGCAAAGGGUUCAGCAGAGCAGACGGUGGAUAUGAAGCACUUCGGGGAGGCCCUGAAGGUGGUGCGUCCCUCGUGCCUGAGGAGCAGCCUGGGCAGGACGGAGCUCUCUCCGCUGCUUUGGGAGCAAAUAGGAGGCCUGGAUGAAGUCAAGAUCAAGCUAAGACAGAGCAUUGAGUGGCCUAUGAGAUACCCCGAGGCGUUUGUUCGUCUGGGACUGUCUCGGCCUCGUGGCGUGCUGCUCUACGGACCUCCAGGAUGUGCAAAGACGACGCUUGUUAAAGCUGCAGCCACAUCCUCCCACUGCACGUUCCUGUCUGUCAGCGGUGCCGACCUCUACUCCCCAUACGUCGGUGACUCGGAGAAGGCUUUAGCGCAGCUGUUUCGCCAGGCCCGGGCCUGCGCUCCCUGCAUACUAUUCCUGGAUGAGAUCGACUCUCUGAUCGGCUCACGGUCGAACAGCGGGACACCGAGUAGUGUGCAGACACGUCUCCUGUCUGUGCUCCUGAAUGAGAUGGAUGGGAUUGGUCUGAAGACCCUGGAGAGAAGAGGGGCAGAGAAGGUUCUCCAGGCAGAGGGAAUGGAGUGUCCCACACAGGGGGAGUUGGACUGUCAGGAAGUAUGCAACAAAGAUGUGAUGGUUGUUGCCGCCACAAACAGACCUGACUGUUUAGACAGCGCCCUCCGCAGGCCUGGCAGGCUGGACCACAUCAUCUAUGUUCCACCGCCUGAUCAGCAGGCCCGGAGUGCCAUCCUUAAAGUCUGCACAAAGUCCAUGCCCGUUGAUGCUGAUGUGUGUCUAGAGGAGCUGGCUGCAGAGACUAAACUUUACUCUGGAGCUGACCUGGAAAAUCUGUGUAAGGAGGCUGCUCUCUUGGCGCUGCUGGACGAGAACAUGGAGGCUUCAGCCAUCAAACACACCCAUUUCCUGCGUUCGCUCAACAAAAUGCGUCCGUCUCUGACCGCCCAGCAGAUCCACGCAUAUCAAACAUCUCCCAGAUGAUAAUACCCUCUUCACUGAUAUAUUGUACUAUAAGACAGAUAUUGAUUUCCAAUAAAAUUGGUCAAACCCCG